Ostrinia furnacalis (Asian corn borer) is the source of this 592-nucleotide messenger RNA. RefSeq names its product trypsin theta-like. Gene Ontology annotation, molecular function: serine-type endopeptidase activity. The record is from RefSeq and is a predicted model, not a curated record. NCBI's taxonomy places the organism in Eukaryota, Metazoa, Arthropoda, Insecta, Lepidoptera, Crambidae. The transcript is spliced from 3 exons. The annotation marks the transcript as partial. Gene Ontology annotation, biological process: proteolysis.
ACCCGUCCGUUGUAUUGUUGUGUAUUCCACGCGUUUGUCUCACCGUUAAGAUUUUAGCAUAUUGAUCUAGAUAAGUUAGGGUACAUAACAAGUCAAUUUCAUUAUCUAAAACAGUAUUUCAAGUUUUCCAGCGGCGUCAGAGCUAUGUGGGUGAUAUGGUAUUCAAGAUCAGCUGGUAUAUAGCAGGUGGAGGGCAUCCCUAUAGCUCAUUUAUAUGUCAGAUAUAAGACCGACGGGUUAAAUAAUCCAGUGACAUAUUUGAAUUUUAAGUAAUCAUGAACGUGUUAGGUGUAGUUUUUGUUUUGGUGUCCGUAGGGCAUGCGUCUUCCGGAUACAAAUUUGGCAUAGGUAAAGACGAGUUGGACACGUCGUCCAUAAUCCUGUCCGAGCGAGUGCCGGUGGAGCCCUCGGGCCCGGGGCUGGCUGACGAGUACCCGCGGCCGCAGGGCUCCGACCGCAUCGUGGGCGGCCAGGAGACCACCAUCGAGGAGCACCCCUACCAGGUUUCGUUCAUCGUGAACAACUCGUACUUCUGCGGCGGGUUCAUCGUCAGCGAGGACUACAUACUCACGGCCGGCCACUGCGCGCAGAA